Molecule: messenger RNA, 2406 nt
Organism: Antechinus flavipes (yellow-footed antechinus)
Lineage: Eukaryota; Metazoa; Chordata; Mammalia; Dasyuromorphia; Dasyuridae
Gene: KIF2B
Product: kinesin family member 2B
Exons: 1
Coding region: 176-2104 (642 amino acids)
Biological process (GO): microtubule-based movement
Molecular function (GO): microtubule motor activity; ATP binding; microtubule binding
Source: RefSeq, a predicted model, not a curated record
AAGGGCUCUCCAACUCUUUGGCUCUGUGUCCUUGCACCUCUGGAUGACUCAGACCCUGCCUACUCCACUUAAGCACCCCUGGGACAGUUCGACCUAGGCUGACGUCUUUCUGCUCUCCAUCACGGCCAGCCAGAUUUCUUUCCACGUCUUACCUGGCUCCACCUCUCUGAAACGCAUGAGUCCGCACUUUGGAUCGAUUCACAUUGGUAUUUCCUUAAACAUCAGGAGGAGUGACGGGAGGGUCCACCCUGCAGUCGUCGCUUCGGUCAACAAGAACACCAACAGUGUGACCGUGGAGUGGGUGGAGAAGGGCACCAACAAGGGCAAGAAGGUCGAUCUAGCCUCGGUGUUCUUGUUGAACCCAGGAUUGGCCACUCCAGAAUCAUCGCUGCCGUUGUCCGCGCUCUAUUCCGCCAAGGGAGACAAGAGCUUGGCAAACCACUGGGUGGUGCGUCCACAGAAGAACGAGACCGCUUCAGGGGACAACGUGGUGACCUUCAGUGAGCCUAUCUUGGUCAAGCAGAGAAAGUCACAUUGCCUACGGGAGAUUGAGAAACUACAGAAGCAGCGGGAGAAGCGAAGGCAGCAGCUGCUGGAAUUUCAGGCCAAGAAAGCCCUAAAUGUUAAUGUGGUUAGUCCCAACUACGAAAUCAUGUGUAUGAUUCAGGAAUACCGUAGGCAAAUGGAUUACUCCAAGAUGCUUAGCUCGGAAACUACAGACAAUCACCGAAUCUGCGUCUGCGUACGCAAAAGACCACUCAAUCAGCAAGAAGCCCUCUUGAAGGACUUGGACAUCAUCACCAUCCCCACCAGGAACGUGGUCAUGGUGCAUGAAUCCAAGCAGAAGGUGGAUCUAACUCGCUAUCUUGAACAUCACACCUUCCGAUUUGACCAUGCGUUCGAUGACACUGCCUCCAAUGAGUUUGUGUACCGAUUCACUGCUCAGCCGCUGGUGGAGAACAUCUUCCAUAAGGGUAUGGCCACUUGCUUUGCCUAUGGUCAGACGGGCAGUGGGAAAACUCACACUAUGGGAGGGGACAUUUCGGGCAGAAACCAAGACUGCUCCAAAGGCAUCUAUGCUUUAGUGGCUGAAGAUGUCUUCUUAAUGCUCAAGAAGCCCACUUAUGAGAAAUUGGACUUGAAGGUCUAUGGGACAUUUUUUGAGAUUUAUGGGGGCAAAGUCUAUGAUUUACUGAAUUGGAAGAAGAAACUCAAGGUCCUUGAGGAUGCCAAGCAACAAAUCCAGGUUUUGGGACUGCAGGAACAAGAAGUGUGCUGUGUAGAAGAUGUGCUGAAUCUCAUUGAGCUAGGUAGUAGUUACCGCACUUCAGGUCAGACAUCUGUCAAUGCUCACUCUUCUCGGAGUCACGCAGUGUUUCAGAUCAUUCUUAAGAGGAAAGGGAAACUACAUGGAAAGUUUUCCCUCAUUGACCUAGCUGGCAAUGAAAGGGGAGCAGACACCUGCAGAACCAGCAGACAGAGGCAGCUAGAAGGGGCAGAGAUAAACAAAAGCCUCUUGGCCCUCAAAGAGUGUAUAAGGGCAUUGGGACAAAAUAAGUCUCAUACCCCAUUCAGAGCCAGUAAACUGACACAAGUGCUUAGGGACUCAUUUAUAGGCCAGAACUCUUCCACUUGUAUGAUUGCUACAAUCUCUCCAGGGCUGAGUUCUUGUGAAAACACCCUUAAUACUUUAAGAUAUGCAAACAGAGUGAAGGAAUUAACUCUUGAUGCUAGGCUCUUAAGCUAUCUCCAUCCAAUUGGGCACCAGGAAUCAAAGCUACUAGAUAAGCAUAUUGUAAAGCCUGCAGGGAACCAGGAGAAGAGUGAUUAUAAAAUAUUUUUACAGAGUGAGGAAGAAGAGGAGGGAAAUGAAGAACAGGUGGCAUCUUCAAAAUCAGACAAAAAAAAUUCAAUACCUUACAAUGAAUCCAGUCAGUGGCUCAGAGCUUUUUUAGAGAUGGCAGAUGGAAUAAGCUAUGAUGUAGAUUUCUGUGCUGCCCAGUUAGAGUCCAUCUUGGAGCAGAAAAUUGUUUCUCUGAAAGAAAUCCAAGGAAGGGUGAAAUUAUUUCGGGAAAGCCUCCAGAAGGAAAAGCCUGGCAAUUGAGAAAACCAGUGUCACAAAAACAGUUUUAAAGUGAUGGAUGCAGUGCUGCAAUUUCUAUCUUAUAUGUGAAAGUGGUCCAAAUAGUCUGAAUGUAAACACCCUUCUACUUGAAAGCUUAAAAUCUCUUAAAUCAUGCAAGUCAUCAAUAUACUCUUAUUUCUUCCUGUGCAUGGUAUUUCAGUUGGGGAAUGGGGGGGAUGUUUGAAUUUGUGAUCCAUGGGAUUUAGGCAAAAAAGAGAUUUUUAGUAAUUAAAGGGGAUUUUCCAUUGAAUUCAAUGCAUUAAACAUUUCUUGAACACCUA